Molecule: messenger RNA, 718 nt
Organism: Paramuricea clavata
Lineage: Eukaryota; Metazoa; Cnidaria; Anthozoa; Malacalcyonacea; Plexauridae
Source: the annotation of a GenBank genome assembly
AUGCCAUCAAAAUGUCACAAUUGCACUGCCUUAUCUGCAAAGCUGGAGAAAAUGAAGGGGAGGAUGCUGUUUUUUAAGUCUCAAUUAAGUUAUGGUAAAUAUAAUCUGUCAAUGUUGCUGAAAGAAUGCAUUGUUGUGAUUGGAAUACUCUGAAUAAAUACAGUAUGUUUUCUACUCCUUUACUAGAUAGUGAUAAUUCAUCAUUAAGUUAUGAUAACAUUGGAGGUGUAAGCAAUAUCUCUGGUGAUAUUGAAAGUGAUGAUGAGGAUCUUGAUUGUGAUGAUGCAGAAAUUUUUACAUCAGAGCCAUCCGCACUCUCUCAGGUUGACGAAGAACCAUCAGUGGAAGAGUCCUCAACUGAUACAGAAUCGGAAGCUGGGGACAAUGCAGUUGGGGAAAGGUGUGUGUGGGCUAUUUUAUUUAGGUUUGAUAGCAUUAUUGUAGUAAAGAUGUACAAAAUUCCAAGUGUUUUGUUGAAACAAAUUGUGUGAUUUACUUUUAAUUGGACAGUACUUCUCACGUUCAUUAUAUUCAUUUAAUGUGCAAUGACCUUCUCUAAAUUUGAUGCACACUCAAUAGUCUAGCGGCUAAGGAAAGAGAAUGUGUGUUUAAUGAUAAAAGCAUGAAAUUUUCCACGAAUGUAGACCUAUUGAUACUUAAUGAUUUUAGAUAUAGAGGCAUUGCUGGAAAUGUCUGGGAAAGGAAUAAAUGGAUUUAA